Messenger RNA from Acanthaster planci (crown-of-thorns starfish), 2686 nucleotides. RefSeq lists its product as uncharacterized. The record is from RefSeq and is a predicted model, not a curated record. NCBI's taxonomy places the organism in Eukaryota, Metazoa, Echinodermata, Asteroidea, Valvatida, Acanthasteridae.
ACCCCCACCCCACCUCCCAUUCUGAAGCCCAAGAAGAAACCAUCCAAGCCCAAGCGGCCCCCAAAGAAGGAGAAGUCCAAGGCGGUGAAGACAGUGAAAACACCAGUGAAACAGCCCACACCACAACCCGAGCCACAGCCUGUCAUGCUGCCACCCAAGAGCCUUACACCUCCGCCCCCACCUGAACCGGAACCAGUCAAAAUCCCGACCCCAGAGCCUCCCAAACCACCCAAGGUUAUUGAGUUGCCUCCUUUGCCCACUGUCGUUGAUCCUGAACCAGAAGUUGAAUCUGAAAUAAGUGAAGUCGUGCCCUCCAGCUCUCCAGAGCCUGAGGAGUCAGAUCCCAACCCUUCAGUUGCCUCUCUAGCCUCCAGCCCCCCGCCUAGCACCCCAGCUCCCCCUCCCCUCCCCAGCUCACCCGCUGAGAGAGACAUGUCCUUGGCCCAGGAGCUGGAGCGACAGCGGCUGGCCGAGGAGAGGCACCGCAAGGCCAUGAUGAUGUAUGAGAUGCUUAGGUCCAAACAGCCCAUACCAGCGGCUAGGAUGGAGGAGGGCGAAAGCAUCAAAGAAUAUGGAUGGCUGGCACAAUUCUGCAUCCUCAAACCGGAGAAGUUGAAGAUGUACAGCAUGGCCUUUGAAACUGUCGACGAGAAUCAUAAGGGCUGGUUGUCCUGUUUUGAUACACUGAUUGCUCUGAAAGGAAUCACUGGUACCCAGAACCUUACAGAGAAAGAGGAAGAGUACAUCUGCCGGAUUCUGGAGAUUGCUGAUUACAACAUCAUGGAGGGGUCUGACUUCCGUAUAUUCUCGGUGAUGGCAGGCUUGUCACAAAAGAUUGCUUCCGUUGAUUCAUGGGUUCGAAACCUGAUCCAGAAAUUUGAUCUUCAGAUGUUGGACUGGAAAAUGUAUCGUGGCAAGGAACUGUUUGAGUGGUGUAUUGACGAGUCGUCCAGUCGUCUCUCGGUCCCCCGACUCCUGAUUGAAUUGCGUGCGGGCGGGGUCAGUGACGAACACCUGGACGAAGUCCGGGACAAAUUCGGGGAGGAUGGGAUGCUAGACUUGCUCGAUUUCCUGACGUACUUGCCCUUGUUCAUCAUGACACAUGAGUCAGUGGUCUGUAACCCCCUAAGUGAUGUGAGAGACAAGUGAUGCAACCCGUGUUGCUUAGGUACUCAGACUGCUUUUCACAAAAUACAGUCGAUUGCAAUUGCCAGACUUUACUCCCCAAACAAGUUGUGUUGUAAAGUCCAGCACUGUGGAUUUAUCCCAUUUUAGACAAGGUCAUGACUGCUUGACCAGAUUACGUCUUUGUGGAUGUUAAAGUGGGGAAAAACAGGUUUGUGGGAGCUGCCAUUUUUUUGACUUCGUACAGGAAAAGUGGUGCUACAAGUGUGACUAUUAACUGGAUUCCCAUUACCAAGGAAACACUUAAUGCACUCACUGACCGGCACAAAUGAGAUAUGCAGAGCUCUGAUUUUCCUCAGAAUGCACGCAAAGUGUCUAUCCUCAUCAAAAAGAGGAUGUGUGCAUGGCAUCCACAGGGUAGAGGAGGCCAGGUUUUAUCUGACCUCUGGCAACUCCAUGAAUACAGUCAUUGUAAUAUUGAUGAUUUAACCAAAAAACAGGGCUUUUUCCAUAAAACAAACUGCAUUCCAUUUCAGUGACACACCACUGUUACGCAAAGCAAACUUUUUUCUCUUUUAUGUGCAUGUUUUUUUGAUGCUUGCUUUUAAACUAAAGGAGAAGAAAUUUUCACUUGUCAGCCUUGUCCAUAUCUCUAUGGAAAUGCUGCUCUUGCUUCCACAGUUUCAAAUAAGAAGUUCCUGUAAUCUGCAAAAUGCCUUAUUUCUUUACUCGGGAAAUGAUGGAACAGUUAAAAGCUGGUUGCCACUGAUGUCCCUGCGUAACAUAUGUGCGUUAAUAAGUGCAUGCACACUCUGUGUCAGCUCCAAAGGGAAGCUGUUACUUCUUUAUAAUGAAACACUCACCAUGCCCUUAAAAAGGAGUGAUCGGUAGUGAAAUUACUAGCCAGGAGAAAAGACUUUCUGGAAACAUUGUUUCAUGUCACUUUUUCACACAAGCAUGCAUAUAGUGCAAGAAAAAAUGUAAAUUGUUGAUACCAUAUUGCUUUUUAUGAUUGUAUAUAGUACAUUAAAAGAUAUGUAAAUGCUGGUAUGCUGUAUUAUAUCACUUUUAUAUCCAAAACAUGUCUAUUCAGAUGAGUAUUGGAAAGAGUGUGAAAUUCUGUGAAUUGGAUUUGCUAUGUCACGAAAGGGAGCUUCUUUUCAGUAUUGAAGGAUACUGAAUAACAGGCAUUCUUUUGCACAAAAUCAAAAUCCGAACACCACUUGAAAUGUGUUAAUUGGUUAAAAAUUUCCAUCAGUCAGUAAACAAAAGAAAAUUAUUACAUAUCACAGUAGCUCUAUUAAGUGCAUUCAACAUUUGAUAAAUCAGUUCUGUUGAGCGAUUUUGCUAGCCUUAAAAUCAGAGACUUUUCCAUGAGAAACUCGAAUUAUGCAGGGACCAUCUGAAGGGAGUUUGACCAGACUUUCAGAAUUAAUAUUUUGAAUAAAAUAUUUCUGAAACUUUGGGGCCUUUUCUGUCAAAAAAUUUACUUAUGCAUAGGAUAUCUGAAGGGAUUUUGACCACACGUUGAAAUAAAUGUUUGAAUCAAACGAUUUUUGUA